This is a messenger RNA of Melampsora larici-populina 98AG31, 1104 nucleotides long. RefSeq lists its product as uncharacterized. The record is from RefSeq and is a predicted model, not a curated record. Bases 1 to 1104 code for a protein of 367 amino acids. Gene Ontology annotation, cellular component: cytoplasm. Gene Ontology annotation, molecular function: oxidoreductase activity. The transcript is spliced from 3 exons. Lineage: Eukaryota; Fungi; Basidiomycota; Pucciniomycetes; Pucciniales; Melampsoraceae.
AUGUCUACGCAAUCUCAGCCUUCAACUUCGAAACCAGAUCCCAUUCAUAUUCUCAUUGGUGCCAUUGGGGCCUUUUACGGCUCACGUCUUCACCAACCUAAUCACCCUCAAAGGCCCGUAUUGGUUUCCUUAACAUGUAGAUCAAAUUAUAAACACGUAUCUUCAAAUGGAUUAUCAAUGAAAACUCGAUCAUUUGGCGAUUAUGAGUUUAAACCAUAUCGAGUGUAUUCAUCUGUGAUUUCAGCUUCAAAGAACAAUUCACCUAAAUGGGAUUUCGUAAUCCUUUGUACAAAAGUUUUAAUAGGAGACAUUAAUGAUUCUGAAAUCUUAUUACCUUUAUUUAAUUCAACUACUCAAUCAUCAAAUCCUACAAUAGUUUUGAUUCAAAAUGGAGUAGGAAUCGAAACUAUUCAUCGUCAAAGGUUUCCAAAUGUUCCAAUUAUAAGUGGUGUGACGGUUGUAAAUGCUGAACAAAUCGAACUAGGAGUCGUACGUCAGAAUAGAUGGACACGAAUUAGUCUUGGAUCGUUUCUUGAAUUCGAGUAUGAUGAUCAAAAAAUCAAAAGUAAAACCCAUCAAAAUUCAGAACUAGAAACCAAAUCGACUCAUCAAAUUGACCUUUUAGUUGAAUUAUUAAAACAAGGUGGGAUAAAAGAUGCAGAAGUUUAUAGUGAAAGAGAUUUACAAUUGGUGAGAUGGCAUAAACUUGCAAUCAAUGCCUCGAUGAACCCUUCCUCAAUCCUAUGUGGAGGUCUAACUAACCCAGAAAUGGUAGCAGACCCAGCCAUACGCAUUCAUCUAACCGAAUGUAUGAAAGAAGUACUCAGAGCAGCAUGCGUGAUUUUCCAACUCGAAAGCAUGCCCACUGGUUUUGCAAGUCCAGAAGAAAUCUUGGAAUCGAUCACUCGAGCCAAAGGUGAAGCUAUCAAACCUUCAAUGUUAGUGGAUUGGGAACAAAACCGACCCUUGGAGAUCGAAGCUAUUCUGGCUAUUCCGAUUAGGAUCGCUAAACGGUUUGGAGUGGAGUUGAAUCGAUUACAAUCUAUGUAUGCUUUCUUGAAUCAACUUCAACGUCAGAGAACUCAUGGGUCUGCAAAGUUGUGA